GCGGGCUCAGCCUCCUGGAGUCUUCCCCCCUGCCUCCUCUGCCUCCCCGCGGCCAUGGCCCAGUCCCCUGCCCCGCAGCUCCCACAGCUCCUGCUCCUGCUCGGGGCCCUCGCCACAGCGCUCGCCGCCUCCAUGGAAGCGAUUUCCGAGGGGACAGUCGCCUGCCAGGGUUUCUGCCCACCUGGCUCCAUGCGGAGGGCAUCGGCACCCCCAGUCAACGUGAGCCUCUACUACGAGUCCCUGUGCGGAGGCUGCCGCGGCUUCCUGGUCCACGGCCUGUUCCCUACCUGGCUGAUGGUGCCGGAGAUUCUCAACAUCACUUUGGUGCCCUACGGGAACGCUCGGGAGCACAAUGUGAGCGGCUCCUGGCAGUUCGAGUGCCAGCACGGCGAGCGCGAGUGCGCCCUGAACAAGGUGGAGGCCUGUGUUCUAGACUUGCUGGACCCGGAUGCGUCCUUCCUGACAGUGGUGUGCCUGGAGGAGAUGGACGACAUGGAGAAAAACCUGGAACCGUGCCUGGAGCUAUAUGCCCCGAAGGUGUCCCCAGAGCAGGUCUUAGCUUGCGCCUCUGGAGAACGGGGCAUGCAGCUCAUGCACCACAACGCACAGCUCACCGACUCCCUGCAGCCCCCGCAUCAGUACGUGCCCUGGGUCGUCGUGAACGGGAAGCCCCUGAAAGACCUCAGCCAGCUCCUGACCCUGGUGUGCCAGCUGUACCAGGGCGAACCAAAGCCAGACGUGUGCUCAUCUGUGCCCCAUGCCCCCAGAGAUGUCUGCUACAAGUAGGACACGGAGGGACAGCCCUGCCCUCACCCUACACUGUAUCACUCCUGGACAUCCCACAAAACCCAGCCCAGAAAAUCCCACCUCACAGAGAACAAAUGGUGCUAAAUGUAAGCUCAGAGGAAACUGG
Molecule: messenger RNA, 913 nt
Organism: Perognathus longimembris pacificus (Pacific pocket mouse)
Lineage: Eukaryota; Metazoa; Chordata; Mammalia; Rodentia; Heteromyidae
Gene: Ifi30
Product: IFI30 lysosomal thiol reductase
Exons: 6
Coding region: 55-786 (243 amino acids)
Cellular component (GO): lysosome
Molecular function (GO): oxidoreductase activity, acting on a sulfur group of donors, disulfide as acceptor
Source: RefSeq, a predicted model, not a curated record